Messenger RNA from Prorocentrum cordatum, 1303 nucleotides. The record is from the annotation of a GenBank genome assembly. NCBI's taxonomy places the organism in Eukaryota, Dinophyceae, Prorocentrales, Prorocentraceae.
UUCGCUGGAGCGACUUCUGGCCCACUCUGCCGAGUGCGAUCGGCGAACGCUGGCGGUGCACAAAGCACAGACAAAGCGUCCGAGGCCAUGUCCUCUGCUUUGGGGCCAUGCCUCCAGGCGCCAACUCAAGCUUGGACUGCCAUUGGCUCCAAAUACUCUCAACAUCGGCACCGAAGACAUCCUCUCAACUCUGCCCGGACGGCACACCCGGUCCUGUCGGCGCCGCCGCGGGAAGCGAAGGGUGUGCUGUCUGCCCCGCCAUCGUGCGCACGGGGCCGCGCCGAGAUUCGCGACGCUGGCUUCUUGAGGUGAUCUGCGCCGCGCCGUGCACUCCCCAGACCGGGAUGGCCGCGCCCAGCGGCUGGAGCAGCCCGCGCGCGACGCAGGCCGCACCUCCCAGCCAGGAGGCGAAGCCCGGGCCCCACAAUGACCUGUCCUCGAGGGCGCGAGCCGGUCGAGCAGCCUCCAGAAGAGCGCCGCGGGGAGGCAUAGGGCGAAAAGCAGACCGGCCGUGCAACCCACGAGCGACAGGACGCUGGAGAGGGAGGCCGUGAAGGCCAAAAUCGCAGCCGCGGGGGCCAGCAUGGCCGCGGUCACCAGCGCCCUGCGGGGCCCCCCGGGUAGCCACGGCACGGUGCGUACGAGGUCCCCCCACGGCGGUGCCCCCCCCCGGUCGGAUCUUGGACAUGUUGCUCAGAAGGCCGAGCGCCAAGCACGCCGCUGACAUGAGCACGAAGUCCUCCUGCCCGUUGGAGCGUACGCCAAAGCCACGAAUGGCGAAACCGCCGAGGCGGAGAAGGCGGCGGCAGCGCAGGCCCUGCCUCCGCACGAACUUGUCCUCCUCCAGGCGCGAUUUCGAUCCCACAGUGAUCCUCGACAAGAGCGUCACCACGGGCGCCGUCCUCUUGGGCAAGGGGACGGGCGGGGGCAGCGACGCCAACACCUUGAUCCCCUUCAUCUCCGUGCCAUUCCCGUGGCUCUUGCUGCCGUCGCUGAUUCGGUACUGCUCCGAGUCCUGCUUCAUGCGCUUGUUUUCCUUGUGCUUCCUGCUCUUCCCGACACGUUUCGGCUCCUUGGCCACCGCGGUGGCAGUGGGGACCUCGGGCACGAGCUGGAAACAGGUCGCCAGAAACAAAGCUUCGAACGCCUUCUCCACACAACGGCGCAGUACACAACCCCGAACUUCGAUCCCACGAUGUGGCGGAGCCGCCCAAGCCAACACAAAAUCUGCUGCGUCGGGGCGAUCGGGAGGGGCGUCGCAGCGAUCGAUGGCCGCGCAGCUCGAUCCGAAGCGGCGGCUUGA